AUGGACUGUGCGGUGUGCCUGACCCGCUUAGCGACAACGAGAUGGCUCGCGGAAGGAGGGCAGCCUCACAUCCUGGACGCAGCUGAGCUAGGCCUCGAGGCGUGGAAGGAAGUGUCGGCGGAGACAAUCAAGAGGUGCUGGAGGAAAUGUGACAUCCUUCCUCCAGCGGUGCACGCGGACCUCGACCAGGAUGUGGGAAAGAAUAUCCCCAACAAGAAGGAGAAUCUCGACUAGCUGACGGACUUGGUGCAGCGUCUUUCUCUGGAGGCGAAGAAGACAACUCUCGAUGAAGACCUUGGCGAGGCACUUAAGGGUCUGGGGUUGGCACCUGGCGCAGCGCCAACCCAGGCUUCCAUGGAAGCCGUGCAGACAUGGUUGGGUGUAGAGGAGAAAGCGGACGUGGCGGAGGCCAUUAUUGCAAAUCUGAAGGACGAUCUUUGUGAGGAGUCGCUUGCCCAACUAAACUUAGACCAACUGAACCUAGACUCGGACGACGACGAGGCCGACUCUUCGGCGGGAGACGAGGGCCAGUGUACGCAGCCCCUGGUCUCUCCUCGUCCGCCUCCAUACGCUGACGUAUCUAGGCAGUUCGGGGACCUCGAAGAAAUAGCAGAGAGGUGCAGCAUGGCCGGGGUAGCGUACCAUCUUCGCAAGGCGAAGUUAGCCUGGAUGAGCGAGGCUGGGUCAAGGAAAACGAAGCAAACAUGCAUGGCAGACUUCAUGUAAAG
Messenger RNA from Ectocarpus siliculosus, 728 nucleotides. The record is from the annotation of a GenBank genome assembly. NCBI's taxonomy places the organism in Eukaryota, Phaeophyceae, Ectocarpales, Ectocarpaceae.